CCCUGGCAUGCAGUCCACGCACCGCUCUUCACACAGAGGAAUAAGAUAAAAUAGCUUCCUCCCCCUCACGUUGCUACUUAAAGCCAGGGAUGGGGAAAAAAUAAUCCCUCAGCCCCUGCCCUGCUCGUGGUGAUAAGAGCAAUGCAAUCCUCUUUUUAAAGGAGGCAGCCAAGGCAAUUACGUGAUUUCAUAAACAGCCAUUUCAGGGCUCUCUGCAUUGUGGAUGUCUGCUCGGUCCUUUUGCACCAAAUCCGUCGCAGCAGCAAGGCCAGAGAGUUUGCCUCGACUCCCCUCACCACCAAAAUAAAUGCACAGGGCAGGAUUGUUCCACUGAGCAGCCGUGACUGGGGAGAGAGAAGAAGGAAGGAGAUGGUACGUGCCGACAGCUCUGAACUGAUUGCGGUGAGGAUUGCUAUGUAUGAGAGAGUUCAGGGGGGAAAGAGGAGGAAGUCACAGAGGCAGCCAAAGCUCGCAGGAUGGCAAGAGCCAAGCUGAAGAAUUCCCCCUCUGAGAGCAAUUCCCAUGUAAAAACUGUCCCACCAGCAACGACAGAAGAUGUCCACGGGGUGAGCCCCUUGUUGCCGGCUCGAAGGAUGGGAUCCAUGGGGAGUGAUGUCGGACAAAGGCCUCACGCCGAGGACUUCAGCGUGGAUUCCUCCUUCUCACAGGUGCAGGUCGAGUUCUAUGUGAAUGAAAACACCUUCAAGGAGCGGCUGAAGCUCUUCUUCAUCAAAAACCAGCGAUCCAGCCUGAGGAUCCGGCUCUUCAACUUCUCCCUGAAGCUGCUCACCUGCCUCCUGUACAUCGUCCGUGUCCUGCUCGACAACCCGGAGGAGGGCAUAGGCUGCUGGGAAUGUGAAAAACAGAAUUACACCGCGUUCAACCAGUCCACAAAGAUAAACUGGUCACACAUCUUCUGGGUGGACAGGAAAACGCCGCUGUGGGCUGUGCAGGUCAGCAUAGCUUUAAUCAGCUUUCUGGAGACCAUGCUGCUCAUCUAUCUCAGCUACAAGGGGAACAUCUGGGAACAGAUUUUCCGCAUUUCAUUCAUCCUGGAGAUGAUCAACACGGUGCCAUUUAUUAUCACGAUAUUCUGGCCUCCUUUGAGGAAUUUGUUUAUUCCUGUGUUUCUGAACUGCUGGCUUGCCAAAUAUGCCCUGGAGAACAUGAUUAACGACCUACACCGAGCCAUACAAAGGACCCAGUCUGCGAUGUUUAACCAAGUGCUCAUUCUGAUCUGCACCCUCCUGUGUCUUGUUUUCACGGGGACCUGUGGCAUCCAGCAUUUAGAAAGAGCAGGUGAGAAGCUCUCCCUCUUCAAGUCCUUCUAUUUCUGCAUCGUCACCUUUUCCACUGUGGGCUACGGAGAUGUGACCCCAAAGAUCUGGCCUUCCCAGCUCCUCGUCGUCAUCAUGAUCUGCGUCGCCCUCGUCGUGCUGCCGCUCCAGUUCGAGGAGCUCGUCUACCUGUGGAUGGAGCGGCAGAAGUCGGGAGGCAAUUACAGCCGCCACCGUGCCCAGACGGAGAAGCACGUCGUCCUCUGUGUCAGCUCCCUCAAGAUCGACCUCCUCAUGGACUUCCUCAAUGAGUUUUAUGCGCACCCACGUCUGCAGGACUACUACGUGGUGAUACUUUGCCCAACAGAGAUGGACAUCCAGGUGCGGCGGGUCCUGCAGAUCCCCCUGUGGUCACAGCGAGUGAUCUACCUCCAGGGCUCUGCGCUGAAGGACCAGGACCUCAUGAGAGCCAAGAUGGACAAUGGAGAAGCCUGUUUCAUCCUCAGCAGCCGGAACGAGGUGGACCGCACCGCGGCGGAUCACCAGACCAUCCUGAGGGCCUGGGCUGUGAAAGAUUUUGCUCCAAACUGUCCCCUCUAUGUUCAGAUUCUGAAGCCUGAAAACAAGUUCCACGUCAAGUUUGCCGAUCACGUCGUCUGUGAAGAGGAGUGCAAAUACGCCAUGCUGGCGCUCAACUGCGUCUGCCCCGCCACCUCCACCCUCAUCACCCUCCUGGUGCAUACAUCCCGUGGCCAGGAGGGCCAGGAGUCCCCGGAGCAGUGGCAGCGGAUGUACGGGCGCUGCUCGGGCAAUGAGGUCUACCACAUCCGGAUGGGCGACAGCAAGUUCUUCAUGGAGUACGAAGGGAAGAGUUUCACCUACGCCGCCUUCCACGCACACAAGAAGUACGGAGUCUGCCUGAUCGGCAUCCGGAGAGAGGAGAACAAGAGCAUCCUGCUGAACCCCGGCCCGCGGCACAUCAUGGCAGCAUCCGACACCUGCUUCUACAUCAACAUCACCAAGGAGGAGAACUCUGCCUUCAUCUUCAAGCAGGAGGAGAAGCAGAAGAAGAAGGGCUUUGCUGGGAGAGGAACCUAUGACGGCCCAUCCCGCCUGCCUGUGCACAGCAUCAUCGCCAGCAUGGGUACAGUGGCCAUGGACCUGCAGAACACGGAGUGCCGCCCCGCUAACAGCAGCAAGCUGGCGCUGCCGGCGGAGAACGGCUCCGGCAACCGGCGGCCCAGCAUCGCGCCGGUCCUCGAGCUGGCCGACACCUCCUCCCUGCUGCCCUGCGACCUGCUCAGCGACCAGUCGGAGGAUGAGAUGACGCAGUCGGACGAGGAGGGGUCGGCGGUCGUGGAGUACGUGAAAGGCUACCCCCCGAACUCCCCCUACAUCGGGAGCUCCCCCACUCUGUGCCACCUCUUACCGGAGAAGGCCCCAUUCUGCUGCCUGAGGCUGGACAAGGGCUGCAAGCACAACAGCUUUGAAGAUGCCAAAGCCUACGGGUUUAAGAACAAACUGAUUAUCGUUUCGGCAGAGACGGCCGGGAACGGGCUCUAUAACUUCAUUGUCCCCCUUCGCGCGUACUAUCGGUCCCGCAAAGAGCUGAACCCGAUUGUGCUGCUGCUGGACAACAAGCCUGAGCACCACUUUCUGGAAGCCAUCUGUUGUUUCCCCAUGGUUUACUACAUGGAGGGCACGAUCGACAACCUGGACAGCUUGCUGCAGUGCGGCAUCAUCUACGCCGACAACCUGGUGGUUGUGGACAAGGAGAGCACCAUGAGCGCCGAGGAGGACUACAUGGCAGAUGCGAAGACCAUUGUCAAUGUCCAGACCAUGUUCAGGCUCUUCCCCAGCCUCAGCAUCAUCACGGAGCUGACCCACCCCUCCAACAUGAGGUUCAUGCAGUUCAGAGCGAAGGACAGUUACUCUCUUGCCCUUUCCAAGCUGGAGAAGAAAGAGCGAGAGAAUGGCUCCAACCUGGCCUUCAUGUUCCGCCUGCCCUUCGCCGCCGGGAGGGUCUUCAGCAUCAGCAUGCUGGACACGCUGCUCUACCAGUCGUUCGUGAAGGACUACAUGAUCACCAUCACUCGGCUGCUGCUGGGCCUCGACACCACGCCGGGCUCCGGGUACCUCUGUGCGAUGAAGAUCACUGAAGAUGACCUGUGGAUCCGGACCUACGGCCGCCUCUUCCAGAAGCUCUGCUCCUCCAGUGCUGAGAUUCCAAUUGGGAUUUACAGGACAGAGUCACACAUGUUUGCAACCUCUGAGGUAGGGGCAUGGCAGUGGUGUUCACAGAUCUCAAUCAAUGUGGAGGACUGCGAGGACACAAAGGACGUCAAGGAGCACUGGGGCAUCAAGACCGGCCACCACCGCAACUCGUGCUCCAGCGACCAGUCGGAGCACCCGCUGCUGCGGCGCAAGAGCAUGCAGUGGGCCCGGCGGCUGAGCAGGAAGGGCAACAAGCACUCCAGCAAGACGGCCGAGUGGAUCAGCCAGCAGCGCCUCAGCCUGUACCGGCGCUCCGAGCGCCAGGAGCUCUCCGAGCUCGUCAAGAACCGCAUGAAGCACCUGGGCUUGCCCACGACCGGGUACGAGGAUGUAGCAAAUUUAACAGCCAGUGAUGUGAUGAAUCGGGUAAACCUGGGAUAUUUGCAAGGUAAUUCCCUUUCCCUGGGAGUCCCGCGUGACUCACGGCGUGCAGCGUACAACAAGAUCAUGCCAGCUGAGCCCAAACCACACACCCCUGCCGGUUUUCACCUUAGAUCCCCGAGCCUUUCAAGCACUGAUUGGUUUGUUUCGGAAAACAAAAGCCCGAACGGAGGCGCAAACAGGGCUCCACGAAGCCGUGGAGAUAAGAGCCUCAGGGACCCUGUUCUAGCUGAGUUCUUGCAGGGAAAUCGCAGCCUUAGGCUGUCGUUAAAAGAACCCCCCCUCCAUCGCUCUGCGAGUUCGUUUUGGUCUGUGAAGCCAGGGGCACCUUGAGGAGGGGAUUUGUGGGGGGCUGAGCACAGCGGAGCUGCUGCUGUGGGCUGUGAUGAGAUGCUGCUGCACCAGCCCCUUCUCCUCUUGACCCCACAUGGGUCAGGCACAGCUCAGGGUCCAGGCAGCAUUUGGAAAGCCCUUCACAAUCCUUGCCUUGUGUUCUUUAGCAUUAGCAAACCCUGUUUUCUAACCCAGCAGCGGCUCUCACGGGCACUGCCCAUGCUGCAGCCACCCCAAGCACCUUGUUGGUGUCUGCAGCGUUGUUGCAUCAUUUACACAGUGUAAAGGCACUCAAAGUGGUGUAAAGUGCCCUGGAAAGGCCCCGUUUUACUGCAGCAGUUAGAGGUUAGCAGUAGCCGGGUUCUUGCUGUGUUUUAGGCUUCACUAACCCGUGCUUAAGGUGAAAAGUUGGCAUUUUCCUACGAGCUGUCCUUCAUCAGAGAAGCAGCCCCAGCCGGGGCUCAUGGAAGCCCCACACCAGCACAGUAUAUUGCCAGCAGGGUGGUGGGUGCUGGGCAGAGCUCGGACCCCGCUGGCAUCUCCCCAUCCUGCAGAAGAGCUGGGGCUGAGUGGGCACCACAGAGGGUCCAGCACCAUCAAAUCACCCCAAACCAGGAGCCCCCGUGGGUGAACACCCGAUGUUGUGGCAUCACUCCCGGUGCAGGAGCUGGAGCUCAGCGCUGGCUCCCCCCC
Neopsephotus bourkii (Bourke's parrot) is the source of this 4958-nucleotide messenger RNA. RefSeq names its product potassium sodium-activated channel subfamily T member 1 (gene KCNT1). The coding region runs from base 477 to 4265 and encodes 1262 amino acids. Gene Ontology annotation, cellular component: membrane. Lineage: Eukaryota; Metazoa; Chordata; Aves; Psittaciformes; Psittacidae. The transcript is spliced from 29 exons. The record is from RefSeq and is a predicted model, not a curated record. Gene Ontology annotation, molecular function: intracellular sodium-activated potassium channel activity. Gene Ontology annotation, biological process: potassium ion transport.